Messenger RNA from Porites evermanni, 4365 nucleotides. Lineage: Eukaryota; Metazoa; Cnidaria; Anthozoa; Scleractinia; Poritidae. The record is from the annotation of a GenBank genome assembly.
AUGAAUGGAUGGGUUUUGCGAGAAAAAAACGUCAAUCCUCCCUUGCUAAGUUUCAGCAGAUUGGCCGGUGUUUACAUCGACGGCAAUGAAGUUGUGAUACAACUCAAGAUAAAUCCGCUAACAUCAGAGUUUUCGCUCAAAUCAUUUCUGGGUAACACCCUCACCCAUGAAACUUUUGGCUUUAAGGCGAACGAAACCAAAAACCUCCCCUUUAUCCUUGAGUACCUUGCACGUUUUUCGGUAUGCUGUGGACUCCCCGCAAACGACCACAAUGAUUCUGUUGUUAGAAAAGAUAGCGAUGAAAUGUGCACCCAGGUCAAAAUUGGCACGCGAACAGCCUAUUUGUCACGCAAAUGCCAUCAAGUGGUGCCGUCCCUGGGGGAGACCUGUGUGGAGUGUGGAUAUCUAAAAAGGCUUUUGUCCAAAAGAAAAGAGACAUACUCCAAUAUCAUGAAGACCAAAAACUCUCUUAUGGGUGACGAAGAAAAGCUAGCUAAAGUGAAUUUUAUUUUGAAAGAAAAGAGAAAUGCUCAACGGCGAGAGGAAUACUGGCGAACGAAAUUUGAAUCUGAGUGCUUGUGUGCCACGGAUGAAGACCACCUCGAUUUUAAAUCCAUGCUGAGUUCUGUGGACACCUCCAAAAUAAAAGGAGACAUGGCUCUUCUGCUGGAGCAACAGCAAAUGGCUCUUACGAGAAAAUCCUCAAAGGGAUACAGAUGGCACCCAAAGUGAGUUACUGUGUAGGAUAUUAUAAAGGGGGCGCAUAUUAUAAUAGAAACCCAUUCGUUUGAUUGAACAUCUUCAGUAAGGAAAAUAAUACAUAUUGCACAAUGCCUUUUUACGUCAACUCCCAGAAUCCUGCAGGUUUGUAGCUUUCUCGACCAAAUUUAUAGUAUAAUUUUAUAUAGCAUGAUAUCAUCGUACCUGUACUUUUGAUUUAUAUGUUCUGGGGGCAAUUUCGUAAAGUGAAGUAAAUCAUUCACCAUUAUCCCAUAUAUCAUAAUGCACCUUGUUUACCCCCAAAAGUUUACAUCACCACCGUGUUCAGUUCCUCUUGGGAUGACUGUAAAAAAAUGUUUCAAGGUUAACAGGUGCACAAUAUUAAGGUCUAUGUGAAAGUGGUAAAAUAGCCAUAAUGAUUUAAUAGCUUAGUGUAUGAGUUUGGAAGUACCAGUAAUAGGCCACAAGUUAAAUUACAACCAUAAGGUACUGACAAUCUAUUCCACAGAAUUAUUCGACUGUGUCUCGACUUGUAUUCAACAUCCCCGAAAGCCUUCAACACUUUGAAACAACAUCUCAUUCUUCCAAGCAAGAGGCUCAUCAGGUAGAAACAUGGCUCUAAUAUGUUAUUCUUGCUACAAAACCCAUUUCUUGGAUGCAAAAUAGAAAGUGCAACUACUGAUCACUGGCCAAUAAUAAUAUGCUUAUUUACAAUAAUAAGGUAUUACAAGAAUUCAGUUUCAAGUGCAUCUGGCUGGAAUCCUGAAGUUUUUUCUUGGUGUCACCGAGAAGCACGCAGGUUGAAUUUGAAAGACAAGGAUCUAUGGGGAGGACUGAUAUUUGAUGAAAUGACAAUACAGGUACAUAUUCUUAGACCUUUCAUGUGUUUUAAUUAUGCUUCUGAACCUUAACCCUAUAAAGUCUCAAAGGUAACCAAAAUCGAUUUUAUCCAAACAAUGCAAACACAGCUGUACAUUCUUUGAUCACUGGAUUUAAAUGAUCAAAAGACUUUAAACAAAAUAAUAUCGUAAAAAUAAGAGGCAAUAUUUACAUAUAUGUUGCAUGAGUCUAUAAAUUAUCUUUUUUAUAGAGGUUGGCAGAAUACAUUAAAUUACAUGUGUGUUUACACAGGAGGAUUUGGAGUUUGCUAGAGUUGGUGGACAGAAAAGGUUGAUGGGUGCUGUUUCUCUUGGACAAAGUUAUGAAGAUGUCAGAAGUUUAACUGAAGGUUUGAGAGAUUCUUAUACAUUGUAAAUGUUCAAAUAAUACUGAAAACAUUAAUUUACAUAUUACACUUUGAAACGAACUGCAACAAUUAAUUCAGUCUAUAGCCUCCAUCUGAAGGAGACUAGAUGAUGUGAGAGUAAUGCGGAAACACAAAAAAUAAAAUGAUGAAACAUAUCUACGCAACUCUAUCAAGAUCUCAGAAAAUUUUAACAACAAUUAAUCACCUUUUACUUUUUUAAAAGGCAACAAUGAUCCUGAAUUGGCUUCAAAAGUGAUGCAGUUUGCAUUAGUCACCGACAGCGGUUUUCGCUUUGCCUUAGCCCAUUUUCCUGUCAAAAGCUUGCCUGCAGUAACACUACUAGAGAAAUUCUGGGAAGGUAUUGAACGCUGCAACAGACUGGGAUUUAGGUAAGUAAGAUAUUUUGAUCUAAUACCAUUCCAUCUGGGAGUCACAUGAACACACAAGAUGCUGCAAUAACUGUUGCUAAAUAAAUAAAUGUUUACAAACUAGGCUUGAAAUGAAAAAAUUUCACACUUUGUAUUUCUUAAAAUUGUCAAAUUUUUAGAAAACUUGAAGGGCAAAUAAAAAAUCAAUGUUGAAUAUGUUUAAAUAAUUGAAAGUAAGCAAAUAAAUUAGCACAGCUUCAAGUGUGCAAUGAAUUAGUUUCACUUGGCAUCUAUACUGGUAACCAUGCAUUGCUUUUGAAAUAUAUGUUCUUUUUGAGUUGGAUAAUGUACUACACUUAUGACUUUUAAACGAUGGAAAAAUACAAACAAAAUAGCAGAAAUGAAAAUUAUGUACAUCAAAUGCAUUUUAGACUGACCUAUAACACUAACAAUCUGUCCUUUGUACUUUCUUAUUACAGAAUUUAUUGGGUGUUGUGUGAUGGAGGGGAGCCAAACAGGUCCUUUGUGAAGCUUCUUUACCCAUAUGGAACAGAUCCAGCAGAACAUCACUUUGUUGCAGACAACUUGCACACAGGACGGAAAAUUGUCACGAUGGCAGACUCCAAGGUAAAACAACGAAAAUACAAUGAAAUCGACUAUCACACCCAAGUGAAGACAACCUGCCUAAAAAAUAUAAAGAAAAUAUUCCAUACACUAGAGACCUUUAAUGACUUAUAGAAAGUUUAAACUCAAACACUGCAGUAUUAAAUAAAUUUCUGUCUUCCCUUUAUAGCAUAACUUCAAGAAAAUAAGGAAUCACCUCGAAAAAAGUACCCUGCAAUCAAACAGUACAAGGCAAUUGACAGUGAACAAUUCAAGAAUACUCUUCAAGUUCUGGAAGGAUGCCUAUGAAUGGGACCAAGGCAGCCACUCCCUUCCCCUGCAUGAGAGAUUAACAGAUGGACACUUUGACCUAAAUCCAAGAUCCAGAAUGCGAAAUAGUCUAGCUGAAAUGUAUUAGAUAAAAGAAUGUUGUUUCUCAUGGAGGUAUUUGACAUUUUGCAUUUGAAAACUAUUCUUCAAGUGAAAAUGCCUGCAGUGAAGGUAGUCAAAAGAGAUGUGGAACAGCAUAUGUUGUGAUUUACUUGUGUCCUUGGUUGAAAUUAUAUUUCCAUUUCUGGGGGUGUAUGGUGAUGUAUAAUAAAGGUGUUGAAACGAAAUAAAUAAAAUUGAAACAAAGGAUAACAUUGAACAAAAAAAAUACACACUAAAUUUUUUAAUUAUCUUUUUAUCAGUCGAUAACAGUACAUGCAGCACUUCUCUAUAAGGACAGGCCUUUUAAGUUCAUAAAAAAAACCAUUAACAUCCCAGCGUCAUAUAUUACUUGCUGAAGUAUAGACAAAUAAUUGAAAAAAAAGCAACACUGAACAACAACAUCAAUAUUUUAUUUAUAGACAUUAUUUUCAUUUCGUUAAGAAAUAUAAGGAACAUCUGGCGAGCACAGGACAAACAGCAGAAUCAGCAGCACUGACUGAACCCAUUAUAUUCCUGCGUCACACAAGCCAACUAAUUGAGCUAUUCUCAAGGAAAGAUGUCAUCUCAAAUGUACACGAUGCAAGGCUGUUGAAAGCACGAGAAUUUUUGAAUUACCUACAGAAAUGGAAAGACAACGCUGAGUCACCGAAAGAAUUUCUAUCAGACCAGUUAUGGUUCGACUUGCGAUCAAUGAUCAUUGGGCUGGAGAAAGUUGUGGAAAUCAAACAGAGCUAUUUUGGUGAAGCCACAUUAAAGCCUAUUAUAAUAAAUCAAGAUAUUUUAGAGAACAUCUUUUGCCAGAUAAGAGGUUCAAAUGGGCAGAAUAACCACCCUAAAUACUACACAUAUUCGACAACUCUGACAGCUGUAAAUAUCGGACAAUCUGUAGUUAGUGGCAAAGGAAAUGCUGUAUGUACAGAUAAGAUGACGGGAGUUCAGCUGCCACGUUCUGGCCUUCCCAAUGAACAUCCAUUUUCAAGGAAGCGAAAGCGUUAA